AUGCCCUCCAUUGUGCACGCUGUCAGCAGCGAGAACAUCGCCCUCAUCGAAGAAAUCCUCGCCGACCCCUCAUCCCCCAACAUAAACGCCACGGUCGACGGCAAGAAGCAGAAGCAGUACACUGUUCUCCACGUUGCCGCAAAGCUCACGACACCCACGGGCUUCAACAUCGUCAAGCUUCUUCUACAGAGCGGUGCAGAUGUGGCCGCGAAGGACAAGAGAGGGUUCACGCCCCUGGAUUGGUGCUUCGAGAGGAUGAUGGAGUACCCGGAUUCGACCUCGGUGGAGGAGCUGAGGGUGCUGAGAGGGAUCUUUGUAGAGUUGGUGGAGAAUAAGGCGGAUAUCAACUCGAAGGACGCGGAGGGGAAGACUAUCUUGGAGAGGGCAAGAACGUGUAGGUGGAAACAUCAGGAUAAGGGGUUUGGCGCGGCGGAUCAUGUCAUGGCGUUUUUAGAAAGGAAUGGUGCCAAGUGA
Morchella sextelata is the source of this 474-nucleotide messenger RNA. RefSeq lists its product as uncharacterized. Gene Ontology annotation, molecular function: protein binding. The transcript has a single exon. Bases 1 to 474 code for a protein of 157 amino acids. The record is from RefSeq and is a predicted model, not a curated record. NCBI's taxonomy places the organism in Eukaryota, Fungi, Ascomycota, Pezizomycetes, Pezizales, Morchellaceae.